UGAGACCCCACGGUGGGCAGUCUGUGGGGUCAUCUCAGCUAGUGUUCCUCGAGGGAAUGUUCUGGAAAGAGCAGGUGGGGCAGGGAGCCGCCUCCCUGGGGCCACACAGGUGUUUGGGUUGCUGAGAACUCUCAUCCCUGCUAAGCUUCUGAUUCACGAAACAGCAUCUUCAAGAUCCAAGCUCAAGGGUCAGGACAACAGCAAUGCCUUUUAGGCCCAUGUGAAGUUCUUAUAAAACAUUUCCAUGCUCAGGGGCUGGCACAGCCCAGGCCAAAGGUGCCACUUCUGUCCUGCACCCCUGCCAUCCAUCUCGGUGUGAGAGCAGAGCUCCCCUCGCAUCACCUCUGUGGCCAUGGAGCUGGCGUCCCCACUGGCCGCCGACAGACCACUUAAGGAGCGGGGCCAUCGUGGGACGGCUCGCCCGGGGACCGUGCUCUCGGCGUUGUACACGGAAUAGGCCGCGAGCACGUGGAACAGGGCUCGCUGCCUGGAAGGGGGACAGCGGGGGCUCGCCGCGAGGCCCCUGCCGCUGGUCAUGCGUGUGGUGAGUGUGGGACACGGGUCGGGGCCAGGGUCGCUAAUGUUGGACAGGGUGAUAGAAUUGGGGGCUUCCUCACACUUGACUUUUUUAGAGGAUGCAGAUUGUCUAAAAAAGCAGAGAGGUGUAACAAUAAACAUCAAAAUGGAGUGUCAUUGUGUCCCCUCUAACCCUCACUCCAUCCUCCUGUGUCCCGGUCCAGACUGCUCUCUGCCGCCCGGUGCCCCUCCUUUCCCCACAGGGGCCUGUGGACCUCGGAGGACACAGCCAGCCACCUGCGCCUGGCCCCCUCCCCACUCAGGGCCACCCCCGUCCUGUGAGCUCCCACCCCUGCCGGCGCUCUGCACAGGCCCCACUCUCACCACCCCAGCUCCAGACCUGGUCCUUGUGCCUCUCCUGCCCAGGACCCCUGGCACACAUACCCCCAAAGGCACUCGCGGCCCAGCAGCCUCACUCGAUGCCAUAGCGCGCCCAGAACAUGGUAUGGUUUCAGAAGGUGCAGCUCCUGUCCAGGUCGAUGGGCUGAAUUUCUGGAGCGUGGAGCCUGGCCUGCUCCUUCAUUCUCUGUGGGCGGAGCCAGGGGUGGGGGGAGGUGAGGUCAGAGGCCUGGAACCCUAACCAACUGCCACAACUGCCACAGCAGAGCGGGCGCUGCCAGCUCAAGGUGAGUGGUUUCUGCAGGAACCUUUCUUUUGCUUGUUUCCCAAGCCAGGCAGGGUCACGAGGGCACCCAGGUAGCAGCCCGUGCCCAGCAGCCCUGGGCAGGGGCCGCCGGCCGGUGGAUGGUCAGCCUGUGGUUUCUCUGAGGCCCAGACUCCCCCCUGUUAGCGAGGCCCCGGCCAGGCCCCCAGGGCCCCUCUACCCCUCUCCUGUACCAGCCGGUCCAGGAUGACAGCACCCGCUGGCCAGGCCCUGGGCUUGUCCCCAGGAGGCUGCUGCCAGGGGUGGGUGCCCCGGGCAGUCAGGAGGCUGGGAGGGCGCUUGGGCUUCCAUCCCCUGAGCCCCACUGACCCCACUGCACACAGGUGGGGCGAGGCAGAGGGCCAGAAGGGGAGCCUGUGCCUGUUUGGGGGCCUUUUGAGAGCUCGAGGACCAAACAUGACGCUGGCUCUUGUCCUUCAGUGUCCGUGGGUGUUCAUCACGCCCUGGGCCUCCAAGACUGCCUGUCCUCGGGCCACUUGGACAGUAGUGGCCACUGUCACCUCCACUCCCGCUGCACUUCCCCUGCUGAUCCUGCUCAGCUUGGGCAAAUAGAGCACCCUCCCUGGGCGAAGGGACCGGGGGACCCCUGGGUGGAGACGGGGGCAGGGGCCUCUCUGGGUUGAUGGGUUGAGACCUGUCUCUUGUCCCCAGUCAGUCAGGCCUGUGCUCUUCGGGCCUGGUCGUCUCCCUCUGUGGUUUCUGUGGGGUAUCUUUGCCCUUUCCUCCUGGCUUCUGUCCCUUGCUGUGUGACUCUGUCCCCCUCAGGUGUCUAGGAGGUGGCACCUGUCCAUCUCUGGGCCCAGUGUCUGUGCUGGGCCAGGUGGGACAGGCAGUGAGGAGGGGGACAAGGCCUUCCUGGCGGGCAGCCCCAGGGCUGUGAGUCUGGGAGGUGCCAGGAACACUGGGGACGGGCGAGGGGUCCCCAAGGCGUAGGUGGAGGCCCUGCCUGGUAUUUCCCUUUGUUCUCCGCCUCCACCUUCUCCAGGUCCAACAGCAGAGACCACGCCUGACCUCGUAUCUGGGGGGAUCCCCCUGUGGACCCGCCGGCGCAUCUGCGGGAAAGAAGUAGCCCGGAGACACGCGCAGGGGACACUGUGGGGGAGUCGGAGCGAGACAAGGAUUUACUCCAGUUCCUUCGUAUCUUCACCUACUUAUCGGCUCACCUGAUCUCCUGGGUUCUUUGCUGGAAAAGGGGACCUGGUGGUGUUGGCCAAGCAGCCAGCUUCCCUAGAGUGGCCCUGACUCAGGGCUAUGAUCUCAGAAGAGCCAGGAAGGCACAGACCCCUCACAGCCCAAGGACACCUUGACCACUCUGGGGUCGGGCAGCGGGGAACCGCAGCUCCCGCCUCCCGAAAGGACAGUGGGAGAGAGGUUCUCACCCUCGCCUUGUGGGUGCUGAAGCCGUGGAUGCUGAGGCUGAGCUGCUCCCAACGUGAAGGCAAGAGACGCAGAGCCAUGAGGACCAGGUUCCUGGAGCCCCCCUCCCCCGCCCCCGUCUCAGCCCAGGAGACUCUGGAAGUGAGGACUGACCGCCCGGGGGUCAGUGGUGCCCCCUCCUCCUGCUGCUGCUGGUCACCCCCCUCUGCCCCCGCCCCUGCCCUGCCAGGCCGAGCGGCCUCUCCCAGAGCAGGCGGGUCUGGGAGCCCAGCACCUGCUGCUCAGCCUCCCCUCCUCCACUGCGGCCCAGCUGGGCCUCCUACCCCGAGUCUCCUCCUGGCACCAGACAAGGGGUCAAACUCCACCUGCCUCUGCCACUUUCCCAUGAGCUUCCAGGUCCUGCCGGACCAUCCUCCAAUGCCUGAAACCACAUCUCUCACUGCCCUUCAUGCAAUGUCCUCACGUGGCCCCCCCAGCUGGGCCUGCUGCCCUUGGAAACCUGUGGGCCAGGCGCCCCUCAUCCUGUGGCCACCCUUCGUAGAGCCGCUGUGGACCAGUCUGAGCCCACCCCCGACCCUGCUGGACAGAUGCCCGGCCCCUUCGCGGUGUCGGUGUGGAGGCUCCGGGGCUGAGGCCAAAGCCCGGCUCAGAGCCCAGCUCUGCCCGCGCCACCUCCCCGAGCUCCCUUGGCGCGAGGUUAGUACGGAUACUGGUCCCCAGUGUCCCCCACGGCUUGAGGCCCUGAGCUGGGCAGAAGGGCCCUGCCUCCAGAGAGGUACUUCCCCAAAUGGGAGCCCUCCUGGGGGACAUUCUCCCCGCCUCUCUGAUCAGAGGGGAGAAAAUGGUGCCUCCUGGGGGUUCCGGGAGGACAACGAUGUGGACCCUAAGCCCCUGGGGUUUGACAAGACUCAGGCCAGCGACGUCCCACCCCAGGCCUCACCAGCUUCCAGACUUCACCAGGGACUCGGGCCCCUCUGGCAGCAGUCCGCACACCACAGACCCCGGGGGGCUGCAUGCUCCGUGGUCCAGGCACCCACCACGGGUCUCUUGUAG
Molecule: messenger RNA, 3670 nt
Organism: Phacochoerus africanus (Common warthog)
Lineage: Eukaryota; Metazoa; Chordata; Mammalia; Artiodactyla; Suidae
Product: ESX-1 secretion-associated protein EspI-like
Exons: 5
Coding region: 2492-3670 (392 amino acids)
Source: RefSeq, a predicted model, not a curated record